AUGUCCUCUCUCAAACCCCUAACCCUCUACUCCCACCACAUAGGUCCCAACCCGUGGAAAGUAGCUUUCAUCCUCGAAGAACUCAACCUCCCCUAUGACACCAAAAUUGUCCAAUUUCCGAACAUGAAAAAACCCCCCUUCAACACCGAAGUCACCCUGAACGGCCGCGUCCCCGCCAUCAUAGACCCCAACAACAACAACCUCACCCUCUGGGAAUCAGGGGCCAUCGUCCAAUACCUGAUCGACACCUACGACAAAGACCACAAGAUCAGCUACCCCUCCUCUUCUCCCGAAAACUUCCUCUGCUACCAAUGGCUGCACUUCCAGAUGUCCGGCCAGGGACCCUAUUACGGCCAAGCGAUCUGGUUCGCGAGAUACCACCCGGAAAAGGUGCCGUCGGCGGUAGAGCGGUAUGUCAAGGAGAUGGAGCGGGUGAUCGGGGUGUUGGAUACGCAUCUCCAGAAGGCACGGACCGAGUUCCUGGUCGGGAACAAGUGCACGUAUGCGGAUCUGGUGUUUGUGCCAUGGGCGGUGCUGGUGCCGUCUAUUGCCAACGACAGUCCGAUCGAUGUCGAGGGCAAGUAUCCGCAUUAUGAUCAGUGGUUGAAGAGGGUCUGUGAGAGGGAGGCGGUGAAGAAGGCGCUGGCUGAUAAGGCGAGGAUGAGUGAGACGAAAUGA
This is a messenger RNA of Endocarpon pusillum Z07020, 678 nucleotides long. RefSeq lists its product as uncharacterized. The transcript has a single exon. Bases 1 to 678 code for a protein of 225 amino acids. Lineage: Eukaryota; Fungi; Ascomycota; Eurotiomycetes; Verrucariales; Verrucariaceae. The record is from RefSeq and is a predicted model, not a curated record.